AUGAAAGUCUCCCAAGCGAUUUCCGAAAUUAUCGCCGAAUUUUCUGGAAUCAACCGGUCCCCAAACGCGGGACACAUUCAAAAAUGUCCGUCUAGAAAAUGCUCGAUGGCCACGCCCCCUCCAUCUGCCACGUCGUCUGGACAAAAUUCUGGAGCAUCAUCGCCAAGGAGGAAGCUAUCCGAGCCGGCCGCCCGCAAACACUCGGUUGUCAUCGCUGUGGAGUGGUAG
This is a messenger RNA of Caenorhabditis briggsae, 228 nucleotides long. NCBI's taxonomy places the organism in Eukaryota, Metazoa, Nematoda, Chromadorea, Rhabditida, Rhabditidae. The coding region runs from base 1 to 228 and encodes 75 amino acids. The record is from RefSeq and is a predicted model, not a curated record. The transcript has a single exon.